CACUUGCGUUCGAAGUGUCACAUACUUGGCUAACCUCAAAAAGACAUGUUUGUACAAUAAAAAAUUCGGAUCGCCGAGGGUUGUGGUUCAGAGAGUAGUGAACGUCGAAAGACAUUGGACGAAUACAUAAUACACAAAAUCAUGUCAGCAGAUCUCGACCCAGCCUUUCGAUACGCCCUAAAAUUACUGCAUUCAUCAAGUGUCGAUUCGACCGAAAAAAUUCGAAAUUCUCUGGACGAUCUGAUAAAACAGCGACAUGGCACUAGUAAAAUGUUGGCAAACACCCUCAGCAAAAAAUAUUUGGCCGAAGAGUGCUCCGCACCGGGUGUAGUUCAACGACACCGUUCCAGCGAUUCAAAGGCUUCUUCGAGUAAUAGUCCACAGCAGAUUACGGUGACAACAGCUGAUAGUAAUUCGGUUGUGACCACACCGAUUGUUGUGCCGGACGACGACGAUGACGAUGACUUGAUGGAAGAAGCACAUCUUCAGGAAUUCCAAGAUUUGAACUGUGUGGUGUGUCGUCGCAUUGAAUCAAGUGCCAAAAAUCGCUUAAUCGAAUGCACCGACUGCCAGUCUCUCUACCAUCAGGAGUGCCACAGUCCACAGAUAUCCGAAUCAGAUGCAAACGAAAAUGAUUCGACUUGGUGUUGCUCACACUGUAAGAAUAAAGUGAAAUCAUCGUCCGUUGCAUCACCCGCCAAAUCGUCAUGUUCAACAUCAUCAUCCAGUUCGUCCAGCUACCACAAACACGUUUCCAAAUACGAACCGUCGGCGGCGGCCGCAGUUACGUCGAAAUCGUCAUCAUCAUCAUCGUCAUCGAAAAGUAGUUCAAAGCACAAAUCGUCAUCGUCCAAGCACAGUUCGAAAUCGAGCUCGAGUAGUCAGUCGAUUGUGUCACCGUCUAAUGGUAGCAGCAGCGGAACGAAUAGCUUGACUAAAGCACCGGUCACUAUAAAUAUUAUUAGCGCCGAUAAACGAUUGCAAAAUAUGAAGAAAAAAGCGGCCAAAAUGCAGGAGACAAGGAGGAAACACAAGUAAAUUUACCAACUGGUCCUUGUCGGUUUAGCUCGUCUCGAACUUUUUUAAUUCCUUUUACAAACAAACAUUGUUCGUGUGCGUUUAUUUUAUUAAUAAAUUUUUUUUUAAAA
Molecule: messenger RNA, 1148 nt
Organism: Bradysia coprophila
Lineage: Eukaryota; Metazoa; Arthropoda; Insecta; Diptera; Sciaridae
Product: integrator complex subunit 12-like
Source: RefSeq, a predicted model, not a curated record